ACACACUGUUCUGUCAGUGCCAUGACUCCUGGUAGUAUUGGACCAGUAAGGAAAGAAACCACUGGUACUUUUCAAGUGAAAUCUGAAAACAAGAAAACUAUUUGGAAUACAGAGGAGGUCCCAGAAGGAUCUGAAUUUGAUGAUACUUGGGACCCUAGAGAACAGCCAGAGUAUGAGAUUUUAUUCAAACAGUGUGUGGGAACAGAGGAUGUCUUCUUCGGGAUGAGCAGGAAAGACGCCUCCACAGCCUGCUGUGAAGAUAUGGUGAUUAAAAUCAAACUGCCAGAGACAAAGUGCUCAGACAUCACAUUAGAUAUCCAGGACAAGGUUCUUGACCUUCGAACUCCCAAAAAGAAGCUGCUGCUGCACCUCCCCUACUGUGUAGACAGCAAGAACAGUAAAGCUCGUUUUCUCUCUGAAGAGGAGACCUUGGAAGUCACUUUGAGAUUAUCAAGGAUGUUUGAUUUCAUAAAUUUUGAGUGA
Molecule: messenger RNA, 483 nt
Organism: Leptosomus discolor (cuckoo roller)
Lineage: Eukaryota; Metazoa; Chordata; Aves; Leptosomiformes; Leptosomidae
Source: RefSeq, a predicted model, not a curated record